This is a messenger RNA of Eimeria necatrix, 1098 nucleotides long. RefSeq lists its product as hypothetical. The coding region runs from base 1 to 1098 and encodes 365 amino acids. The record is from RefSeq and is a predicted model, not a curated record. The transcript is spliced from 2 exons. Lineage: Eukaryota; Apicomplexa; Conoidasida; Eucoccidiorida; Eimeriidae.
AUGAGAGGGGUCCUGCACGGGUCUCUUUUGCUGCUGUUCCUGCUGCUGCUGAGAGCUGAAGCUGCUGCGCCCCACAGCGCCUGCAGCAGCAGCAGCCGUGGCUCCCCGUUUUGUGGAUCUGCUGCUGCUGCUGCUGCGCUGCUGCCCCCCCUGCCAACAGCAGCAGCAGCAGCAGCAGCAGCAGCUCCAGCAGGUCCCGCUGUAGGGCUGUUGCUAGCUUUACGUGGGGGGCAGCAGCAGCAGCAGCAGCAGCGUGAGGACCCGCAGGCAGAGCAGCAGGAGCAGCAGCAGCUGCUGCUGCAGCAAGAGAACCCACAGCAAAUCUACCCCCACGGGGGGCCAAAGGAGCAGCAGCAGCUUCAGCAGCAGCAGCAGCAGCAGCAACGCGAACAGCAGCCGCAUAGCGAGCAGCAGGACGAGCAGCAGCAGCAGCAGCAGCAAGAUGAGCAGCAGCAGCAGCAGCAGCAAGAUGAGCAGCAGCAGCAGCAGCAGCAAGAUGAGCAGCACCAGCAGCCGCAAGACGAGCAGCAGCAGCAGCUGCUGCAGCAGCAAGACGAGCAGCAGCAGCAGCAGCAGCAGCAGCAGCAGCAGCAGCAGCAGCAGCAGCAAGAAGAGCAGCAGCAAACUGAGUUUUGGGAGAACUUCGUGAUGGGUUUGUCUUCCAUAAAAGUCCACACAAAAACUUUGCUGCCGCCCACCCACAGAGACUACAGAAUUCAGCAAGAGCUGCUGGAGAUAGAAAGGCAGCAGCAGCAGCUGCUGCAGCAGCACGAGCAGCAGCUGCUGCGCCUUCGCCAGCAGCAGCAGCACCAGCAGCAUCCGCAGCAGCAGCAGCAAAACAACCCACAGCAGCAGCAAGACAACCAGCAGCAGCAGCAGCACCACAACCACCAGCAGCAGCAGCAGCAGCAGCAGCAGCAGCAGCCGCUGUUUACGGUGUACGUACACCCCAGCAACAUGCGGGAGUGGCUGGUGUCUCUCCACCUGCCAGCAAAAAGCAUUUAUAAAAACAAAAACUUUUUGCUGCGGCUGCUGCUGCCGCAGCAGUUUCCCUUCAAGCCCCCUUUGCUGCACUUCCUUAAACCAAGUAGGAAUUAA